Molecule: messenger RNA, 3101 nt
Organism: Hydra vulgaris (swiftwater hydra)
Lineage: Eukaryota; Metazoa; Cnidaria; Hydrozoa; Anthoathecata; Hydridae
Source: RefSeq, a predicted model, not a curated record
UAAUGAUGAAAAUAGCUAUGAAGAGUUUGUCAGCCCUUAGAAUUAGGGACAGCAUUCUGCAAUGCCGACCUAACUGCGGACCUAAACAUUUUUAAUUUCAGCACUUUGCAAAUAUAAUAUUAAAACCUUUAAUUCCACUUUCCAUAAAAACAAGUUAAAGUUUACGUUGGUGAAUACGUCAAAGUUUUACAUGUUAGUAACAAUAAUUGAAAAACAUUUUUUACUUUGACACAAUGAAAUGUAAAGUUAUUGUCAUUGAAGACUCCUUUAUUAUAUUUUUUUAAAUUGAUAAUGAUUAACAUCUUCACUUCUUUGUUUAAAGCUAAUGGCAUUAAUAGAUUUUGGGUUAAAUUGAUGAUAGCUCCCAGUUCCAGAAAUUAAAGAAGUUUUACAAUUAAAAGUAAUUAGUGUAGAUGGAAAAAAGACAAAUAUUCAUUAUAUUUUGUGAUGCCAGAGUAAUGGGAACCCUGUCUUGUAUUGAAACACUAAAGACAAAUAUCAUCUCCUUUUUACUUGUUAAAAUGAUCCUUUUUCUGGUAGUUAUAUGGCACACAUGUUAUAAUAGAAAAUGAUAAAGAUAGUACAUUGGUUUCAGCAAUGUCUUAACUGAAUAUGAUAAUGUUAAAAGUUCAGAAGCAAUUGUUUUUAAGAAAACAUGUUCUAACACUUAUGUAGAUCAUGGUUUAGUUAUCAAAUUAGAAAAGCUUUGGGAAUGUAGCAUUUAUUUAGAAGAUUGUUUGCUUAACCAGUGUGAGGUACCACUUGGCCAAAUUAUAUCUUGAAUAGGUGGAAAAAUCAAUGAUUUUAAAAAGUAUAAAGGCUCUUUAGUUGAACUAGCAUCUAACAUUUUUAUGCGUGAACAAUCUUUAAUUUAAGAAUUUAUAGUUUAUGAAAGAACUUAAAUACCUUCACAUGAUUUAAACUGCAUCACAAAGUGCAGGUUUCCUGUCCUAUGUGGUUUGCUGCAAAAAGUUUAUGACAUUACAAAGAUACACCAAGAUGCAAAAUCUUUAAGCUUUACAAUGGGAGCACUUACUGCAGCUCAACGCUACGAGAAAGAGUUGAAAAUAAACAAUGUGGACUACAAGUACGUAUGUACUUUCAAAGAAGAAAUAUUUCAAUUACAAGUUAUCAAAUUUAACAUGUUUAUUUACACAAAAGAGUUUGACUACACAUUUGUAAUAGAAAAUGAUGAUAAUUGGAAAAUUUUUAAGGAUUCGAAUAAAGUAUGGAAUUAUUUAAGUUUUAAAAGAGAACCAAAGCAUAUUGGAUUAAUAGAGCAAAAGGAUAGUAUUACAAUUAAUUUGGAUUGGAUGCUUGGUGAGGAUGAAAUUCCUUUAAAAUUAACAAUAGUUCUUAUGAAGGAAAAUGAAUCUUCUGAAAUUGUUAUUCAAGAAAUUGGAAAAACUUUAUUUGAGUUAAAAAAACAAUGCUUAGAAUUGAAAAAUGAAAACAAAAGUAUGAAAAAAUACUUUACCUACUAUAACGUUAAUCUUUAUUGCAAAGUCAAAUGUCUCAUUUACAAAGAUAUUUUUAAUGCGAAAAAUGAAGGUAUAAUUAAAAAAGUCGGAUAUCCUGCAUACAACGAUACUACUUACCCGAAUACUAACAAAUUUAACAGUCAAUCAAUUAUUCUGUAUGGUGCUCCUAAUGAAAAAACUGGAAAUGGAGCAGAAAUCAUUAUUCCUGAUGGCUAUAAUUUAUUAUGGGUAAGGAUUCUAAAUGAUAGAUGGACACACUUCAAUGCGACUUUUAAUGAUGGGAAUAAAGAGAAUAUUGGGCAAUUUAUGGAUGGAUUUCGGCUUUUAAACUCGAUUUCUCCUAAAGGUAUAUCCAAUGAUGCAUCAUACAAUCAUCAUACUUGGUUUCCAAUUCCUGUUAGAAGAUCUGGCAAAAUUAUUUUAACUUCUGGUGCAAAAACAAAUAAUAAUUUUUGGAUUUCAGGUAUUGCAUUUGGUUUAAAUAUUUGGAACAUUGCUUAUAACUCUGCUCCUGCUUAUACACAUUACAUUAAUGGAGGAAGUGGUGUAACAGCACACGAUAAUUGGAAUAAUGAUCCGUUAUGUUAUGUUGCGCCUAAAAGUAUUGGAAUUUUAUACAUUCCAGUUAUACCCUCUAAAUAUGAUAAGCUUUUGUACUUUGUUGGACAUAAUGAUACUUGGAACGAAAAUCAAAUUACUAAACUAACAGUUAAUGAUAAAGUUGUUGAUACCUUCUCUGAUAAUUAUGACAAUCCUAUUGCAAGGCAUCACAAUGGAAAAAUUUAUUCUAGAUAUUAUGCGACUUUAAUACCUAAAGAAUUAAUACCAGAAGAUUCUUUCUUCCUAAAAGUAGAGUUUGAUAUGACCGAUCAAAUUACUAAUGGGUUUUAUAUAAGAGAAUGCGGAACACAUGAUAACCUUAAUCCUUUUAAUAUUAUUCAAUAAAGUUUAAUAUUUGGAAAAAACUUUUGGACUAAAAAAGUGAUGAUAGAGUAAUAGUAAAAAUCACUUUAUUUUUACUAAUUAUUAACUUUAUUUAAAUUCUUCUUUAGAAAAGUCGAAUAUUUGAGAAUUAUACUAUUUGAUUGUAUCUAAUAAGUGGGUUUUACAACUUUUUUUGAAGUUUCUUUAUCGAAUUUUGAAUACGUUAAAAUCUUAAAGAUCUCUCUUUUUUUUGUGUGAGUUUUCGUAGAAGAUACUUGAAUAAGAACUAUAAACAUUUUCGUAGAAGAUACUUGAAUAAGAACUAUAAAAAUCGGUGAGCGUUUUAACAUUUAUAAGAGAAUUUUUUUAAUAAAUAAACAUAUUUUAUAAUAUUUCUUAAUAUAUAAUUAACUAAGACUAAUAUGAUUUUAAAUUAGCAAAGAACUAAAUUUUUUGCAGAAUUUCCUACUGACUAUUUAAAUAUAGCAUGUAGUCAUACUUAAUUUGAUAUUUUAUAAUUGAAUUGAAUCCAAAAAAGUGUUUAGUCAUGACAACCAUGGUUUAGGAGAAGACAAAAAAAAAAAAGCUGUACAAGUGAUGAACAAAACUUUCAUCUUUUGCAUCUAAAAAGACUAUUUAGCUUCAGUUGAACAAAAGUAUAUAAAAAUUAUGUCAAAAGAUAUAUCUUUUAUUUUA